GACCGUCAAGAGGGGUGAGCAGAGGGAUGCUGUACUAGGGCCUGCGGGUGUGAAGAAGGCCUGGCUUUGGUCAAUCCAAUUACGACGGAAAUUGACGUCAUGAGCAGGCAGCCAUACACAUGCCACGUUCUGGCGUUACACUGGCCAAUGCAUAUUCAUAGGGAGCGCAUCAUGGCGUCGUCGGUCGUUGUGUUUGUCCUGCUAAAGCUUCUGCUGGAGCAGUGUACAAUAACUAGUGGGUCGACACACUGGAUUGUUACAGAAGAUGGGAGGCUCCAGUCGCAGGCGGACUCCGUGUUUAAUUUGCGUCGACCAUAUGACCUUGUGGCCUUCAUGAGGCAGGAAGAAAGGGCUUACAUGCUUGGUAACCUUAAGAAGGAAUUGCUGAGCAGGAAGAGUGAGAUUGACAGACAUGAGGACAGAGACUCAGCUGCAGGAUUAGAACAAAAGUUUUAUCAGACAGAUCCAGACUGUAUAGAAGCUGGAAAACCACUCCCUGAAUUUGACUUGUACAUUAGCACUGUUCUUCCUCUGGAAAACAAAGGAAUCAGGCCAGAAGAACAUGUUGACUUGAAUGCACCUUUAAAUAUACCACCCAUUGCACCAGACUGCCAGGCAGUUACCAGCCUUGAUUUUAGUAUGCAUGCAUUUGAACAUUUGGAGGGAUUGAAGGACCGACGCAAUCUAUCAGGCACACCUGAGCUUGGACUAAAAAAUGCCAUUACCCACAGAGAAAAUGUGGAUGAAUAUGGACAUCUGGUGUAUGAAGCUCUCAAUAAGAAUACAACGUCUUGGAUUCUGUACAACAUGGCUGCCUUCUACUGGCGUAUCAAGGGGGAGCCAUUCCAAGCAAUUGAGUGCAUCAGAAGAGCUCUGCAUUACUCUCCUCGUCAUCAAAAAGAUGUUGCCUUGAUCAGUCUGGCCAACAUUUUACAUCGGGCACGCUACUCUAAUGAGGCCGCCAUCUUGGUUCAUUCAGCCCUUGACCUUUCACGUGAACUCAAUGUCAAUCAUUUUACUCUAGGAAACAUAUAUGCUGUACUGGGAGAGUACAAUAAAUCCAUCAUAUGUUUUGAAAACACUCUCAAGAUUCAGCCAGAGUUUGAGGCAGCAGCUAAAAGAAAACAUGCAGUUCUCUGCCACUCCAAACUAGAAGCUGCAUUGGAAGCACAACAUAGAGCACUGCAGAAAACAUUAAAGGAGCUAAAGGACUAUCAGAAAAAGCAUGACAUCUACCAGACUCAGAAUGAAAAGCUGGCUACAGAGCAGGUGCUCACAGAGGUCAAGAUUUCUCAGAGAAUAGCCUACGAACACAGCAAAAUGAAAGAUAGCAGCAAUGAGAUGGGUGAAUAUUGUCGCAUGGUGGAUAGAGACGGCAAGCAAGUCUUGCUGUGCACUUGGAGUCGUCGUUCAGCAGAUUUGGACUUUGAUUUUGCUUUCUUAGACAAUCCACCUAAAAAAGAGAACCAACAAGAGGAGGAGGAGGAGAAUGGCUUCAGGAAAAGCUUUACCAAAGACUUGCCUGAUUAUACUAAACCGGUUCGACCGCCACGUUUCUCCAAGAAUAGACCUUCAGUGCCUAAGUUUCAGAACUCUGAGGGAAUGAUGGAAGAGUGGCCAUCAAAAGAUGAGUGUGAUACCUAUGUACAGAAAGUUCCAGACCCCCGCAAUCUUUCCACAGUUUUUCUUUCGCCAGAGAACAAAGGUUUUGAGGUUAAAACAUUACUGACAGAGGCCCAAGGUCUGAUACCUGAUGUUGAACAUCCAUUGCCAUGGUACCCACCAGUCUGUGUACCCCUUAUGGAACUACCAGAAGGGAGCGAAAACACAUACGACCACCUGAAAUCUGUCAGUUAUGCUGAGCGAUCCCGAAUUCCUCUUAAACACAGUGAUCCCUCUAUGCGCAAGACUCUGCUGGAACAUGUGAAUGGAGGAUCUGUAACUGAAGAGGAAGUGGGACAAAGAAUCCUGACAGCCAUUAGGCAGAUGAUAGGACCUCAGUGGGUGUUGUACAACCUGGCUGGUCUCUACUGGCGUGUUAUAGGCAACAGCUACCAUGGCAUAGAGUGCCUUCGCCGAGCUCUGCACCUUAGUCCACCAGAGUUCCGUGAUGUUCCACUUAACAACUUGGCUAACAUCCUGUACCGUUGGGGUCGCAUUGAUGAUGCCUUGGCUGUCAUGAAGGAUGCUGUAAAUAUCAGUGAUGUUGAGCCAGCAUCAAAUCUACUAUAUGCCCACCUGCUGUGGGCCAGUAGUAACCAUACAGGAGCUGUGUGGCAUUAUCGUCAUGCCCUAGAAAUACAACCUGACCUGAACGAAGCUUUUAGCACUUUGCGUGCCCUUCGUUGCUACUUGAAGUAUCACCAGGCAGCCCAAAGUGCAGCUCCUGUUGAGACCCCUACGACACCCCUGGCCCCAAAUUGUGGCCAAAAACCAGGUGGUGGUAGCAUGGGUGCAGGAGGCCAGGCUGACAGCAGGGUCAUCUGUAAGACGGAGAAUGGGGAGGAAAAGUGCAUUAUUGAGACAAGAAUUCACAAUAAGGCGGGGAACUGCAACGGCCAGUGUACUCAGACAUGCACCAUCACACCCAUCAAACUAGACACCUGCACUGGCCUUGGAGCAGACAUCAAUCUGGAUGGCUUGCAAGGGGGAAACCAGUGUGGCCAAAAAGGGCAGCAGUUUUCACCUGAUCAGGAAGAGCUACUUUUCAGUGGUGAUUUCACUGGUAAGCUGGAUGAAGUGAGCGAAUACUAUGAGAAGAAAGGCCUGUGUCAGGGGGAAGAGUGCAGUCAGCUGCGUGUUCAGUGCCUGCUGCCCAUGAAGACUCAUUCGGGGCUGGUGGCACACGUCAUUACUCCACCCAAACUCUUUAUGCGUCCUGUGGCUCUCCAUGCCACACACUGUAUGCAGGGAGGUCAGAAGCCACAUGUCAAGCUGGAAUACGUGGAAGGUGUGCUUCACCGCAAGCUUAUCUUCCUAAAUGCACCUGGAGAUCUGCAUGUGGAGCCUCAUGAAUGUGUCAUCUUUAAUGAUGGUGCACGGUCACUAGGCUGUAGCAGAUCAGAGUUUCGUACUUAUUUUGACAACUCCCAGAUGGUUAAAGACAUGGAAGCAAUCAACACAUUAUUGUCCCAAGAACUAAAGACAUGCUGUCAAGUGAAAAUGCAAGACUCUGCCUUGCCUCAACAACCAACAUGCAUGAAGAAAAAAUCACUGCCCUUUCCAGAAACUUCUGUGGGGAAGAAAUCUGAGCAGGUGGGAUCAGAUGAAGACUUACCAGACAUUAGCAUCUACAUUGUAGGAAGGUAUCAUCUGCAGUGGAAUAAGGAGGAAUGCAGGAAUGGUGACUACAUGAACUUUGACUUUAAAGGUGUCACCUCUACGUGGCUGCCCAUUACAGAAACUGGCAUUAAUUUGUCAGACUACAUUGACUUUGGCAUUGUGGUGAAGCAUAAUUUUAUGGAGCCAGCAUGCAAUGAAGAGACUUCUGUCAGUGCAACGUUCUUUGACUCUCUGCCAGGGGUAUCCCAGCUUCAGCAGCUACAGUAUGCACCAGAGACAGCUCUCAGAAAGGUGCUGCAAACAUUGGGAGGAGAAAUUGACCCAUUAGGUGUUGUGGGCACAAGAAUAGCUAAGGCAUUGAAUGAGCAUCCAACUUCCUGGGAACUGGCCAACUUAGCAGCAUUGUAUUGGCGUGUGGAGGGUAACCCUGUGAAUGCAGUUAAUUGCCUGCGUCUGGCACUGGCCAACAGUCCAUCAAAUGCUAGGAGCAUCGCAUUAAUCAGUUUGGCCAACAUUCUGCACCAAGCUGGCCACCUUGAUGAUGCUAUAAUUGUCAUGGCAGCAGCUUUGGAUGUCAGCAAGGAGGUCGUUAUAGCACAGUUUACUCUGGCCAAUAUUUAUGCAGCAAAGGAGGAAUGGACGAAAGCUGCACAGUUCUACGAAUCAACGUUGGCUCUACAGCCCACAUUCCAGCCGGCAAAGUACCGACUGCAGGCCAUUUUGUGUCAAGGGCAGAUUUCUCAAGCAAUUCCAUCAGCCAACCCCACUUCCUGAUAUUGAACAGAUUCAAUGGAGUUUGCUUGCAUUCAGAUUGAUGCUCACCUAUAUUCAUAUCAUUCCAUUCUGUACAAUGACCAGUACAGCAGACCAAUAUAUUCAAAUUCCCACCAGAACUUGCAGUAUUUUUUAAGUUAUUUAAUAAAAAAAAAAUGAUGCCCUUUGAUCUCACUCAUUUCUCUGAUAUUGAAGAUGAUUUUGUAAACUGCUCUUUAUUGCACAGUUUCUACUGUUUUUAUCAAUAAAACAUCGAAAUCUCAA
Molecule: messenger RNA, 4320 nt
Organism: Pomacea canaliculata
Lineage: Eukaryota; Metazoa; Mollusca; Gastropoda; Architaenioglossa; Ampullariidae
Product: tetratricopeptide repeat protein 17-like
Exons: 29
Coding region: 100-4056 (1318 amino acids)
Biological process (GO): actin filament polymerization
Cellular component (GO): actin cytoskeleton; cytoplasm
Molecular function (GO): protein binding
Source: RefSeq, a predicted model, not a curated record